AUGCUACCUCGGAGUCAGAUGCCAAUCCGCCGGAAUGGCCUGCUCGAGCUCCAGGGAAUUCCGCCAAUCCUACGGCCCCUCCUGCGGGCCUAUUUGCUGGGCUAUGCCUCCGCCGUCGGCCCCAGGAUCUUGACCCUGUUGCUGCAGUACAUCACCAAGAGGCGCCGCAAAAACGGGACUGAUGAAAAGCAAUGCGCUGGGUUCGUGGCGCAACUGAGGCGAAUAGUCUUCGCCGGCCUCGAUCCACAACGUUUCCCUACGUUUUGCGCCGUCAUCGUUGGUGGUGGCUCUCUGUUAGAGGAACCACUUCGGAGGCUUCUUGAGCAGACUGCGAAAAGCCUCAGUGAGGCUACGCGUGUGAGGCUUGCAAGAUGCAGCGCCACCUUCAUUGCCGCCUGGUUUAGUCUGAAGCUCCUGCAGUCGAAGAAGACUGCGGGGUUCACAGAAGUAGUUCCAGUCAAGUCCGAUGCUCCGCCUGGAGUCCAGGAGAAGGAGAUACGCUACGCCGGGCGAACACUCGACUUGACCCUAUUCACACUCACUCGAGCUCUCGAUGUGCUGGUGGGCGAAGUAUGGUCUCGUAGGCGUGCACGUCGCGUAGCUCAGGGCAAAUGGACGACGGUUGAGUCAAUCAUCGGCAGGUUCACUGACCCAUGCUUAUUCGUCUCCUCAUGUGCUCUGAUCAUGUGGGCGUGGUUUUACAACCCCUCCAGGCUCCCAAUUGCUUACAACAAAUGGAUCAGCUCGGCGGCAAACGUAGACAUGCGGCUGAUUGAAGCUCUCCAAAGGCUGCGUGAUGGCAAGCUCAUCUACGGCAAAGAUACUGGACAGGCAGAGUUGCUUCAGGGCAUGUGCGCCAAGUACAAGUGGCCGAUGGACUGGGGAGACCCAGCAAAAUCCGUCCCCAUUCCCUGCGAGAUGGUCCACAUGGGUGUCGGUCCGUCGUGCGAGCUCCAUGCGUUGAGCCGUUUCUAUCGGUCGUGGAAGUGGUCCAUGGCCAUGUACCUCCCGCUGAGCAUGGCGCUCCUCGUACGGGGGCCCAUCAACAAGAAGAGCCUCGUACGGGCUUUGCUCUCCGCAUCGCGGUCGUCGGCAUUCUUAGGAACAUACAUUACCUUGUUUUAUUAUGGCGUCUGCCUCGCGAGGACCCGACUUGGGCCUCACAUCAUUGGCAAGGACCGGGACGCAAGACAGACGAUCGACGCGGGAUUCUGCGUCGGCACGGGGUGCUGUCUCUGCGGCUGGAGCGUUCUCGUCGAGACGCAAAGCCGUCAGAAGGACAUGGCUCUCUUCGUUGCCCCCCGAGCCAUGGCUACGCUGCUGCCACGCCGGUAUGGCAUGGACAAGCAGUGGAGAGAGACGGUUGUGUUUGCUGCUAGCACGGCGGUAGUAUUUACCUGCAUCUUGGAGAACCCAAAGCGUGUAAGAGGUGUUCUUGGUAGUGUACUUGGUUUGGUGUUGCGCAACUAG
Molecule: messenger RNA, 1470 nt
Organism: Colletotrichum siamense
Lineage: Eukaryota; Fungi; Ascomycota; Sordariomycetes; Glomerellales; Glomerellaceae
Exons: 4
Coding region: 1-1470 (489 amino acids)
Source: RefSeq, a predicted model, not a curated record